AUGGCGAGUACCACAGCUACUGCUAUCCAAAGCAGUCACCCCCCAAUUCUCCCCAAAGAUUUCUCCGCUCAGCAGCCCCAAACCAUUCGACUUUAUCCCCUCUCGAACUACACAUUUGGAACCAAAGAGACACAGCCCGAGGAAGACCCAUCUGUACUGGCGCGCUUGAAGCGUUUGGAGGAACACUAUGACCUACAUGGGAUGCGCCGCACUUGCGAGGGCAUUCUUGUCUGCCAUGAACACAACCACCCUCACGUGCUGAUGCUGCAAAUUGCCAAUGCUUUCUUUAAGCUACCCGGUGAUUAUCUGCCCCACGAGGAGGAGGAAGUCGAUGGGUUCAAGAAGCGAUUGAAUGAGCGCCUAGCUCCUGUGGGUUCGCAGUUCUCGGGCGAAGGAGUGAAUGAAGACUGGGAGAUUGGCGACACGCUUGCCCAAUGGUGGCGGCCAAACUUUGAGACCUUCAUGUAUCCGUUCCUGCCGGGCCAUGUCACACGUCCAAAAGAAUGCAAGAAGUUGUAUUUCAUCCAGCUUCCAAAGAAGAAGGUCCUAUCUGUCCCGAAAAACAUGAAGCUGCUGGCGGUGCCUCUGUUUGAAUUAUAUGACAACACCGCUCGGUACGGUCCCCAGUUGUCCGCGAUUCCCCAUUUGCUCUCGCGCUACAACUUUGAGUUUGUCGACGAAAACGAUAAUGUUGUGGCAGUGACUCCGGGUACUCCUCUCCCGGAGCAUCAAGUUCCACGUACCAUCGUGCUCGCUGGGGGCGACGAUGGCCAGGAUACAGGUAUGACCGAUAUUGGGGCGGAGGAGAAGGGGCCGAACUCACACUAG
Molecule: messenger RNA, 828 nt
Organism: Penicillium verhagenii
Lineage: Eukaryota; Fungi; Ascomycota; Eurotiomycetes; Eurotiales; Aspergillaceae
Product: cleavage and polyadenylation specificity factor subunit 5
Exons: 4
Coding region: 1-828 (275 amino acids)
Cellular component (GO): mRNA cleavage factor complex
Molecular function (GO): mRNA binding
Source: RefSeq, a predicted model, not a curated record